Molecule: messenger RNA, 1557 nt
Organism: Carya illinoinensis
Lineage: Eukaryota; Viridiplantae; Streptophyta; Magnoliopsida; Fagales; Juglandaceae
Product: bifunctional L-3-cyanoalanine synthase/cysteine synthase 1, mitochondrial
Exons: 10
Coding region: 16-1320 (434 amino acids)
Cellular component (GO): cytoplasm
Molecular function (GO): cysteine synthase activity
Source: RefSeq, a predicted model, not a curated record
AGGUGGACCACAUGCAUGAGUACUCUCACCGACUCUGUCCUCCUCCAGAUUCGUGCAUUUGGUCCUCCCAACAGUAAACCAGUGAUCUUUAUAAAGUGGCUAUCCGAUUUCCCGUACCCUUCACUCAUAUACUACUUUGUCCAUCUCCUUAAAAGGCGGCUUUUCUCUUCCAACCGUGCCUCUGAAAAGCCUCUCUUUCAUCCAUUAAUGGCUGCUUUAAGAAGCUUCUUCAAGAAAAGAUCCCUUAUUGAAUGCAAUUACGCUGUUAUUAACAGGAAGUUCUCGACCCAAACCGUCUUUGAUUCUUCUUUUGCUCAAAGAAUCAGAGAUCUGCCCAAAGAUCUUCCUGGCACCAAUAUCAAAAGAGAAGUUUCUCAACUCAUUGGGAGAACUCCUCUUGUAUAUCUUAACAAAGUCACUGAAGGAUGUGGAGCUUAUAUUGCUGCCAAGCAAGAAAUGAUGCAACCCACUGCUAGCGUCAAAGACAGGCCAGCAUUUGCCAUGUUCGCAGAUGCAGAAAAGAAAAACCUAAUUACUCCUGGGAAGACAACUUUGAUAGAGCCCACAUCAGGAAAUAUGGGAAUCAGUAUGGCAUUUAUGGCAGCCAUGAAAGGAUACAAAAUGGUUCUAACCAUGCCCUCUUACACAAGCUUGGAGAGGAGGGUGACAAUGAGAGCAUUUGGAGCUGAUUUAAUUCUCACUGAUCCCACCAAGGGAAUGGGGGGAACGGUUAAGAAGGCAUACGACCUUUUAGACUCUACACCAAAUGCUUUCAUGCUCCAACAAUUUUCAAAUCCUGCCAACACCCAGGUGCAUUUUGAAACUACAGGUCCUGAGAUAUGGGAGGAUACAAGUGGACAAGUUGACAUUUUUGUCAUGGGAAUUGGUAGUGGAGGCACUGUCUCUGGAGUCGGACAGUACCUUAAAUCCCAAAAUCCUAAUGUUAAGAUAUAUGGAGUGGAGCCUUCUGAAAGUAACGUAUUGAAUGGUGGUAAACCAGGUCCUCAUCAAAUUACUGGCAAUGGAGUUGGAUUCAAACCAGAUAUUUUGGACAUGGAUGUAAUGGAAAAAGUUCUUGAGGUUAGUAGCGAGGAUGCAGUUAACAUGGCCAGAGAAUUAGCUCUCAAGGAGGGACUUAUGGUAGGAAUAUCAUCAGGAGCCAAUACAGUUGCAGCAAUCAGACUUGCUAGAAUGCCAGAGAACGAAGGCAAACUUAUUGUGACUGUUCAUCCAAGUUUCGGAGAGCGAUACUUGUCAUCUGUCCUGUUUCAAGAACUGAGGAAAGAGGCUGAAAACAUGCAACCCGUUGCAGUUGACUAAAGGGUUUUGCUCAAAUAAACAGCAGUGGAAUUACAUGCAGAAAUGUCUAUUUUCUGUUUAUUUUUUGUUUGCUUGCUUGAUGAGGUGUUUAGCUUUCUGAGCACCUUGAACAGCUCCUUAUCUCUUCAACAUACUUGCUAGUAGUUUGUGUUGUAUCAAGAUAGAUGUUGUUAUUGGCUAUGUAACAUGUGAGAAAUUUAACAAGCAAUUAAUAAUUAAGUUGUAUAAUUUGAGAAA